UGAUUCGCAACCAAUCACUGACGUUCUUAAUCAUGUCACUCUAAAUCGGCCCGCUAACGUGGUUUUAGUAACCUCACCCGGUAAUUCUGAGGGUAUUUUUUCUUUCUCUGGCGGUGUAAUUGUAAGGAACACUCAUCAUGUCUCAGGAAGACUUUGACAGAGCGGCUGAAGAGGUGAAGCAACUGAAAAGUGCCCCAACAGAUGAAGAAAAGUUGGCAAUUUAUAGUUUGUUCAAGCAGACUACUGUUGGAGAUGUAAAUACUGCUCGACCUGGUUUGUUUGAUUUAACAGGAAAAGCAAAGUGGGAUGCAUGGGAGAAACGAAAAGGUACCAGCCAAGAAGAAGCACGAAAACUGUACAUAGACAAAGUAGAAGAGCUGAAAAAAAAAUAUGGUUUUUGAACUUAAAUACAAUGGCAUUUUCUAUGAUUUAUAAGUGGAUAUAAAAUUUGGUACAGUCUUUUACUGUAGUGCAAUGUACUACAUUCAAAUAAAGUUUGUGCAUGUUAAAAUCAGUGCAAUGUACUGCAUUCAAAUACAGUUAGUGCAUUUUAUGCACUGGCUAUGCAUCCUGUGUUUGUGCUUUACAAAACAAAUUGUUUUAAGUUUUCUACUUGUACAGUAAUUCAACAUGAUGUAUGCUGUAAUAAAACAGGAAAGCACCAUGUAAA
This is a messenger RNA of Protopterus annectens (West African lungfish), 670 nucleotides long. It is a transcript of the gene DBI, whose product is annotated as diazepam binding inhibitor, acyl-CoA binding protein. Lineage: Eukaryota; Metazoa; Chordata; Ceratodontiformes; Protopteridae. The transcript has 4 exons. The coding region runs from base 138 to 401 and encodes 87 amino acids. Gene Ontology annotation, molecular function: fatty-acyl-CoA binding. The record is from RefSeq and is a predicted model, not a curated record. Gene Ontology annotation, biological process: fatty acid metabolic process.